AUGGCUUUACCUAACCAGCAAACCGUCAAUUACCCUAGCUUCAAGCUCGUCAUCGUUGGUGAUGGAGGCACAGGAAAGACCACAUUUGUGAAGAGACAUCUUACUGGAGAGUUUGAGAAGAAGUAUGAACCCACUAUUGGUGUUGAGGUUCACCCUUUAGAUUUCUUCACAAACUGUGGCAAGAUCCGGUUUUACUGUUGGGAUACUGCUGGACAAGAGAAAUUUGGUGGUCUAAGGGAUGGAUACUACAUCCAUGGACAGUGUGCAGUCAUCAUGUUUGAUGUCACAGCACGUCUGACGUACAAGAAUGUUCCGACAUGGCACCGUGAUCUUUGCAGGGUCUGUGAGAACAUCCCGAUUGUUCUUUGUGGGAAUAAAGUUGAUGUGAAGAACAGGCAAGUGAAGGCCAAGCAGGUAACAUUCCACAGGAAGAAGAAUCUCCAGUAUUACGAGAUAUCUGCUAAGAGCAACUACAACUUUGAGAAGCCAUUCUUGUACCUUGCUAGAAAACUCGCUGGGGACGCCAACCUUCACUUUGUGGAAUCACCUGCUCUUGCUCCCCCAGAAGUCCAGAUCGACAUGGCGGCUCAGCAACAGCAUGAAGCCGAGCUUGCAGCGGCAGCAAGUCAGCCACUCCCUGAUGACGAUGAUGACACCUUUGAGUAG
Arabis nemorensis is the source of this 666-nucleotide messenger RNA. NCBI's taxonomy places the organism in Eukaryota, Viridiplantae, Streptophyta, Magnoliopsida, Brassicales, Brassicaceae. The record is from the annotation of a GenBank genome assembly.